This is a messenger RNA of Harpia harpyja (harpy eagle), 1050 nucleotides long. It is a transcript of the gene HYLS1, whose product is annotated as HYLS1 centriolar and ciliogenesis associated. Gene Ontology annotation, biological process: cilium assembly. Gene Ontology annotation, cellular component: non-motile cilium; centriole. The record is from RefSeq and is a predicted model, not a curated record. Lineage: Eukaryota; Metazoa; Chordata; Aves; Accipitriformes; Accipitridae.
AUGGCGGCGGCGCGGAGGCGGCGCUUCAGCCCGCCCGCCCAAUCGGAAGGGGGGCAGCCAGUCGAGCGACACCCCCGCCGCCCAAUGGCGCCGCCGCGAAGGGCGGGCCUCGGGGGAGGGCUGUUUAAACGCCGGCGACGGUUAGCGGCCUGUAACGGUCGCGGCGGGAGGACGGGAGCAGCCGGGCCCUGUCAGAAUCCACCCGGUUUGGCAGAAAUCAUGGAGGGGAUGACAGGACCGGACAGGUAUAGGUGGGCCGCUCCGGAUGAUGAGGAGCAGCCGGUGGCCGUGCUGGCCCUGGGCCAGCUGUACGGCCAGCAGGGAGACAGCGAGGAGCGGGCACGUCCCCGUGACGAUCCCUACGCCGAGAACUCCCUUGUUUUGGGGGGGCAGCCGUCCCUUCCUACGUUUUCGGAGGAUCGGAGGGGAACCAGGAGGUUGGUAAUGAAAAGGAAAGUGCUGAGGCACAGACCCGACGGCGGAGUGGAGGUCUCCGACGAGUCGGUGACCAGCGAGGUGGAGAGCGAGGCCGAGGUUUGGAGCCUGAGGCAGAAAACGCUUCAGCGAAGGACGAGUCCGGAGGACAGCAUCUCCGAGGGGGAAAUCGAGACGAGCAGCAGCUCCCUCGAUGAAUCCCCUCACCGGUGGCCCCGUGGGGAGGGUCCCCGCUCCCUCCUCAGGGAUUUGGGGAGCCGGAGCUCUCCCGCUUCUCAGUACGCCACUGCGGUGGGACAACCCAAAUCCUUCAUUCCUCCGCGGUUUGAGCCGCUGGGACGUAACCGGGGAAAAACCGACCCGGUGGCCAAAUAUUUUGAAUAUAAACAGGAAUGGGAGAAAUUUCGAAUCCCGGGGGAGGAUUGGCGACAAGAACUGCGCUGGGGCAUCCGGGAGCAGAUGCUCUGCCAGCCCGAGCUCCCCAUCAGACCGCGGCGUCCCGCCGUCCCCAACGCUUACGCCGUCCCCACCGAGAAGAAGCGAGCGGCCUUGCGCUGGGGGGUGCGCUGGGACCUGGCCAACGGCCUCCUCCCCAGGAAAAACACCUCCUCCUAG